AUGUCGGACGUUACUACUGAACCAAAGAUUCAGGAAAUCACGGAAGAAGAAGAAGUAGUUCUAGAGAGUUCUAAUGUUGAGAGUGAAAUAAAAGACGAAGACGGUGUAAAGAAUCAAGAGAAUGAAGAGUCAGAAAAAAAAGGCGCUACCGUUGAAUCCGACGAAGACUCAGUUCCUAGUUUAGAGGAGGACGGUGGUAUUCCAGCUGGUGCUGCUCCUGCCGAUAUUGCCAAACUCCAAAGUCGUGGGGAGAAGAAGGCUCGCAAGGCAAUGCAAAAAUUAGGUUUCCUAAGACUAAUACAAUUAAUUACUGAUUUUGAUUCUGCCAAUUCUGAUUGUUACAUUGUGUUUGGUGAAGCUAAAAUUGAAGAUCUUAAUUCUCAAGCUCAAGCCAAUGCUGCUCAACAAUUCCAUGCUGCUGAGGCUGCUGCAGCACAAGAUACCAGUAAGGUCGAAGAUGUUGCUGUCGAAGAAGAUGAGGAAGAAUUGAACAUAGAUGAAUCUAACGUCGAGGCGAAAGACAUCGAGUUGGUCAUGCAACAAGCCAUAUUACGGAUUAUCGCCUUGGCGAUCAAUGUCUCUCGUUCUAAAGCUGUAAAGGCUCUCAAGGAGAAUAAUAACGAUAUCGUUAAUGCUAUCAUG
Molecule: messenger RNA, 642 nt
Organism: Dentiscutata erythropus
Lineage: Eukaryota; Fungi; Glomeromycota; Glomeromycetes; Diversisporales; Gigasporaceae
Source: the annotation of a GenBank genome assembly